AUGUUCAUAUACAGAACUUACACAACUGCUUACUUAUUAUUGAACGCUUCAGGUUCAGCUCCAUCAGCUGCUUCCGUCAAAUCAGUUUUAGAAUCUGUUGGUAUCGAAGUUGAAGAAGAAAGAAUCUCUCAAUUAUUCGAAGCCGUUGAAGGUAAAUCAGUUGAAGAAUUAAUUGCUGAAGGUAAUGAAAAAUUAGCUUCAGUUCCAGUUGGUGGUUCAGGUGCUGCUGCUGGUUCAGGUGCUGCUGCCUCAGGUUCAACUGAAGCUGCUGCUGAAGAAGAAAAAGAAGAAGAAAAAGAAGAAUCUGAUGAUGAUAUGGGUUUCGGUUUAUUCGAUUAG
Hansenula ciferrii is the source of this 339-nucleotide messenger RNA. It is a transcript of the gene RPP2A, whose product is annotated as ribosomal protein P2. Gene Ontology annotation, biological process: cytoplasmic translational elongation. The transcript has 2 exons. Lineage: Eukaryota; Fungi; Ascomycota; Saccharomycetes; Phaffomycetales; Wickerhamomycetaceae. The record is from RefSeq and is a predicted model, not a curated record. Gene Ontology annotation, cellular component: cytosolic large ribosomal subunit; ribosome. Bases 1 to 339 code for a protein of 112 amino acids. Gene Ontology annotation, molecular function: structural constituent of ribosome.